AUGAAGCACUUGGUGUGGGACAGUAAAGCGUUUGUAGUCUUAAUGCCACAACCCAUCUGCUCUGCUGUGGGGCGCUGAGCUCAGAUGGCUGACAGACUGACAGCAGGACACGGCGGUGGCCGCUUCGCUCACAGGACUUAAACUUAGCGCCGAAAACGGACUCUUCGCUAGUCUGAGGAGCUCUUAAUAGUACGAAAACUUAACUAACACCAGACCAGAAGUGUAGUUCGCCUGAAGCUGUGGGUUCUCGACGUCCUCUCGGCUCGAAAAAACUUUGGAGGAAUGGAUUAGAAGUUAGCUAACAGGCUAGCUUAGCAUGCUAGCUCACUGGUGCGCUUCGGGGCUUUGGAAGUGAAGUGGACGGAGUUGACGACACAGCAGUCCGUGCGGCUGAAGUGGAUUUGUCAGGCGGUUGUCGGGACUUUGGGUGGUCUCGUUUUCUUCUCGCACGGCUCAUAAGCUCAAGAAGAAAGACACGAAGUCUGCCGAAGUGCCUUCUUUUCACAACAACAAAUAACAAAGGCGUAAAAGUCGCUGGAAAUGAGGAGCUCCGAGCUGCGCUGCUGUGGAAAUCGUCUCUCAUCACCGCGCUGAUAGUUGAGCGAUUAGCUUUCAGCAACGAUAAAUUACUGUCUCGGACACAAACUGAGGAUGCAGUGUGAUGGCAAAAUGCUACAGGAACUGGAAGCUUAGCUUCUUAGACAAAGGAGCAGCAGUGAACUUUCAUCCUGGACCGUUCUCCUGAGUAUGUUUUCCUGUCCUACAAUCACACAAAUGGCCCAUGGGCUUCUUCCAGUGAUGUGUGUGCAGUGAGGGCUGGCUUGCUCUGUGGCCUGGUCCGGUUGCCAUGCUGGCUCUGGGAGUAGACUAUGGUAAGCCAGGAGGAAGAGGAGGAGGAAGAACAACGGCUGCGUGGCAGUCGCCCAUUAAAGAGAGGCCGUUGGCUCGGGACAGUGGUGUCAACAUCAAACAGAAAAUCUCCCAAUGGGAGGGACUUAGCCAUCAAGAGGACGGGCAAGGGAGUAAGGCCAAGACCCAUGGCACCCCUGUCUCUCGCACUUUGUCUGGGGACGUGCUCGGAAAUGGAGUUUGCUUUGAUGACAAAAGCGAUGAACUACGUAGAAAAACGAACAUAUCUAAGGCUGUAAGCCUGGGCCUGGAUUUCAGGGAAAACCAGGCUAGUCUCAGUCAGUUUACAGCAGGACGGACGUCCGAUUUACAGCAGGAACGGACACGUUUGAACAAAGUUGUAACCUCGACCCCUGUGUCUAAGCUAUCACCCAUUCUGACCCAAACCCAACCUCCUGUAAACAAACUGGAUGUUAAAAAGCUGAGGAACAUUAACAUUGAUUCUAGUGAUCGCUUCACGGACGCCGAAGUUAAACCUCUACCUCAGUGUGUAGAAGAUCCUGAGGACUCGCUGCCCCCUGGGAAUUUUUACACCUCCCGGGGUUUUUGGAGGAGACUGGAGGGCGAGGACUCGCUCUGGGUUAAAGAGAAAGACUCCUCACCGUUCUCUAAGCACCAUGUCUCAGGAGAAAGUCCACCAGAUGCUAACGUACCGCCACCCAAACCACAACGCACAUUCCAAUACCAGGGAGCUGACAGCCCACCUGCACAUUUGGUCGAAUGGGAGAAGCAGACUUCUCCUGUAAGCCAGUCAAAACAGAGAAGAAAUCGUGAUGUCAUACGUCCUCCCAGUGGGCCUCCUCCACCAUGUCCGGUCACUCCUAGCAAUGGUUUUUCCAGAAACAGAAAGAACAGGAAGUCAUUCGAGUUUGAGGACGUGGUUCGGUUGGCGGUUCAGCAGGGGUCUAGAGUGACGGAGGCUCGCCGUUCUGGGCUGUACCAUGCCCGGUCUGAGGACAGCAUCUAUGAAGACAUCAUCUCACAUGUGCCGAGGGAAAACCCUUAUGAGGACAUCAAACUGUCUCCUACGUGUCUGCCCAUCAUGCGGUCUCGAAACUGGACUGUUACACAAAGACCUUCUCCACACACCCCAAAGCUGCCCCCUAAGCCACUCACGUUACGGCCCAACGUUGACAGAUCGCAUGAGGAAGCGCGAGACUUCAGGCAGCCGGUGACAUCAUCCCAAACGUCUAAGACUAGCACGCCUAGACCAUCAGCAGCAAAACAUGCUACUGCCUACAGAGCUCAGCGCCAGCCUCAGUAUGUGAGCAGGAUCCAAGAGAUCUUCCAGGCUAAGAGAGGGAGGAAGAGAGUGAAAAGUCAGACGAGUACCAGCAGAGAUGAGCUGAGUGGAACAGAGAGUGAUCCAGAGGAGAGCACUAAAGGUGGCUCUCAGCGACUGGUAUAUGUACAGUCUACUUUGAAGAGGAGACCAGGGUAUCGCACCCUGGAGAGGGACCUAAUCCAGCUGCAGCAGGAACAACUCUUUCAGCUGUUUGUGGUAGUGUCGCUGAGAAAACGUUCCCCUGGGAACACGUAUUACCCAGAGGUCACGCAGCAGUUCCCCACCAAGUUUGAGAAGUCCACUCGGUUGUCUCGUGAGGCUGAGGAUCGACUGAAGGCCAUUCCCAGUUUCUGCUUCCCUGAUGCUCAGGACUGGAGGCCGUCUGCAGAUGCUAACAGUGAAACCUUUUCAUUCGUCCUGACGGGUGAAGACGGGAGCCGUUGGUUUGGUUACUGUCGCAAAAUCUUGCCCUGUGGAAAGGGGAAGAGACUGCCUGAAGUCCACUGCAUCAUCAGCAGACUGGGUUGUUUCAAUUUGUUUGCAAAGAUCUUGGAGGAGGUGGAGAGGAGAAGAGAAAUUGCUCCAGCAUUGGUUCACCCAUUUAUGCGAAGUGUCAUGGAGGCACCGUUUCCAGCCCCGGGACGCACAAUCACUGUCAAAAGCUUCCUGCCUGGUUCUGGCAAUGAGGAGCUGACUCUGUGUCGGCCAGUGGACUCACGACUGGAGCACGUCGAUUUUGAGAGUCUGCUGCAGUGUUUGAGUGUUAGCAGGCUGCUGCAGGUCUUUGCGUCUCUGCUGCUGGAGAGGAGAGUCAUCUUCAUUGCAGAUAAACUAAGCACUUUGUCCCGCUGUGCACAUUCAGCUCUUGCACUGCUCUAUCCGUUCACCUGGCAGCACACCUUCGUGCCCGUUCUGCCCGCCAGCAUGCUGGACAUUAGCUGCUCUCCCACACCCUUCGUCAUGGGGGCGCUGUCUCCGUCACUGCCUCAGCUGCUGGAUUUACCUAUUGAAGAAGUGCUCAUUGUGGACCUGUGCGCAGACAAGUUUGUUGUUCAGCUGGGAGAUGAGGACUGUAUCCUUCCCAGUAAACUCCAAGCAGCUCUGCAAGAGGUCCUGGAGAAUCGAGAGGAGAUGCUGGAGCAUGAUGACAGGAGAGGAGAAGAGUGUGAUCUGAGUGCGCUGGUGUCGGAGGCGUUUGUGCGCUUCUUCGUGGAGCUGGUGGGGCAUUACUCACUGCACAUCAGCGAGACGGGGCUGAGCGGCGUCCGUGAGCUCAACAGGGACACGUUCAGGAAGUCUCAUCCAUCCCGUGGGGUGCGGCAGUUCCUCCAGCUCUUCAUGGACACGCAGAUGUUCGCUGGCUUCAUCCAGGACCGAGAACUCCGCAAGGGGGGAGUCAAGGGCCUGUUUGAAGUCAGAGCAGCAGAAUACCUCGCGUCCUGUCCUGAGCCUGAACCCAGCGGAGUCAACAAAUUCCUCAAGGGACUCGGGAACAAAAUGAAGUUCUUACAGAAGAAGUGAGGGAUUGCCUAAGCAGAGAAAAAGCCGGGUGUCAAGUGCCAAAUGACGAAAGCCGUGGUUGUAAAGAGCGCUUAGAGGAGGCCUGUGAUUCAGCCAUCGCUGCAGUGAUCCUUCUCCCUCUGAGAAGACCAGCCAGCCGGGUGGAGAUGAGGUCAAGCCUGGACUGGGCCUGUUCCACCCUGAAAACGCUCCUGCUGGGAGCGCCAGUGCAAUUGUGUUGGGUUGAAAACUGGAAAUGGAUUUUUAUAAACAAGCAACGACGAAAGACUGAAUUAGAGCUGGGAGGAAAGGGAGAAGAAUGUGUCAUGUUAUUGUGUAAAGCAGAAAUCUUGGGGUGAAUUUCUGUAAGUUUCAGGCUAAUGAAGUAGUUCUUUUUACACUAACCCUGAACCUUUUUUAACUCUCAGAAAACAAAACAUUCUAUUUUAUAGUAAACAGGUCUGGGAUUUUCCUUACCCCUAAAGCCUUUCCAGACACAGGUAAUUGUGGUUAAAAUGAAGAGGUGGUUUCUCAUCACCGUCAGAAGAUAUAUAUUUAUAAUUCCUCUGAGGCACACUGAUAAUGCUUCUCGACAGAUUUUUAAAGUCUCUGAUUUCACUUCUUAUGUUGGUUUUUUUUUUUCUUUUCGAUUGGAAGUUUUUGUGGAUUAAUGUCUGCAAAGACACAUUUCAAAAUACUUUUACAUUUUGUACAGUUUUAUAUGGGUGUUUUGUAUAACCAUGAAUGUUCUGUGUCAUUUUCAAAUAAAAUGCCUUCAUGUUUCAAA
Colossoma macropomum (tambaqui) is the source of this 4481-nucleotide messenger RNA. It is a transcript of the gene dennd2c, whose product is annotated as DENN/MADD domain containing 2C. The record is from RefSeq and is a predicted model, not a curated record. Lineage: Eukaryota; Metazoa; Chordata; Actinopteri; Characiformes; Serrasalmidae.